AUGCUUGCUGCAGCUCAAGACUACUACCAAGGCCUUAUGGAUUACCUGGACAACAGGCUGUCGGCCAUGGAGGGCCGCAUGCAGUUGUGGCAUGGGCAGAAUCAGCGAUACAACUCGGAGCAACAGGAUUUUAAGAAGCUAACGACCGAGCGGGUGGAGGGUCUGAAGAAGGACUACACCGCGUUGUUCAAGCAACUCCACCUCACGGAGGUCCGGGUCUAUAGAACGGAGAGGGAGAUGGAGUAUGUGGAGACGUGGACCACCCCCAGGGCCUGUGUGCGGCCCCGGGACAGGGUGCUGGAGAGGGGGGAGUGGAGCCUGAGGGAGAGGCCACUACCGGAGGGAGAGGGUGAGGGCUGGGAGGAGGUGCCCGCACUGGUGUCGGACUGUGAGGAUAUUAUCUCAGGCAUCAGGUCGGUGAAGAUACUGAAGAGAGCAGGCGGUCCGAAAGGCACGUGGACCCCGGACCCCAAAUCCUCCAAGGUCUAUAUCUUCAACGGGACGUCAGGAGACACUUUGUUCCAGUUCAAGUCAGUUCGAGACUUCUCCAACUCCUCUGGCCUCGACAGCAGCUCGUCAAUCAAACUCCACGUUGAAUGGACUGGACCCGGAAGUGCUGUGUACAACAACCAUCUGUAUUAUGUGACACAUGCAGAGGAGGUGCAGGUGGUGAAGUUCGACUUGACCCGUGGCUUUCUAACCGACUUGGCCAUGUUCCCCUUGGCCAGCGUGUCUCCUGUCUACUCCCUGAAUCCAGAGACUGUCGCAGACUUAUCCGCAGACGACAAGGGUUUGUGGCUACUUUUCUCCUCCAGUGAGAAUGAACCCAACAUCAACCUAGCCAAACUGGAGCUCUCCACACUGGACAUAGAGCAGAUCUGGGACACAGGUUGCCCGAGGGAGAAUGCGGAGGCUGCUUUUGUGGUGUGCGGGGUGGUCUAUGUGGUUUACAACACGCCGCUGCCCAGUCGGUCCAGGGUGCAGUGUGUAUUUGACGUGAAUGGGGUGGUGCAGAACGAAGAGGCGCCGCUGAUAUAUUUCCCACGGAGGUUUGGUGCCCACAGCAGUUUGAAGUACAAUCCUGAGGAGAAGCAGUUGUACGGCUGGGAUGAUGGCUACCAGAUCAUCUACAGACUCAUUAUGAAGAGGAAAAUGUUGGCCAGAAGGCGGGGUUAA
This is a messenger RNA of Knipowitschia caucasica, 1176 nucleotides long. NCBI's taxonomy places the organism in Eukaryota, Metazoa, Chordata, Actinopteri, Gobiiformes, Gobiidae. The record is from the annotation of a GenBank genome assembly.